AGUCCCCACGCGCGGUUUUCGCUGCGAGGGUCUCUUUCCUCCUUUCCGCGGAAGAGGUUUCUUGGUCGGCGUUUCUUUCCCCUUAAUAUCCCUCGCCGCCCGCCUUGCACCUCAUCUGUUAUUUGCAAGAAACGUCUUUUUGACGCAGGAAGAAAUGGCAAAUUUGAAGUACGUCAUUAAUAUGGCGCCAAAAGAUUUUGUUAAGUAUAAGCUUAUUUUUUGUAAGGUUGCAGCAGCAGGCUAGUGUGUACGCCUGUGCAUAGCUCCGGGGAGGUGAAAGCGGCGCGGUGGGGGGGGGGGGCGCAGAGAGAGAGAGAGAGAGAGAGAGAGGAAAAAAGAGGGGGAGUGUGUAUAUAUGAGAAGGGGAGGAAGCAAAGAAAGUGUUGCAGCUCUGUGAUCUGUGUGUGCACUGCUGCCGCCGUUGUGUGCGCGCGCGAGGCUGAAGAUCAUUGCGAAAGUGACCUGAUCAGGCUUGUAGAGAGAGAGAGAGAGAAGGAGAGAGGGAGAAAAGGAGAGCGAGCCCGUGUAUGCAACCCGACCUCUUUCCAGCUGCCCAGGGCACAAGAGAAAAGAGAUGGGGACUCAGCGCAUCGGAGGGAGGUGAAGGCGAGGGAGGGGUGGUGGGUGAGCAGUGCGUUGGGGUGGGAGGCAACACAUGCCGAACACAAUCAGGGAUGGGACCCACGUUUGCUACUGCCGCCGCCGCCGCUGCUGCACCUGGACCUGCUGCUCGUCAGGGAGGAACAACAAACAAGAAAAUAAGAAAUUGAGGGAAGGGGGUGCGAGGGGGCGUGGGGGGAGGAAGAAGGUGGGGUGAAACCGCCAGCAUCACCCUAAUUUAUAUACUACUCCUUUGAAGAAGUCCCUUCUUCGCCAGCAGGGGAAAAGGGGGGUCGGAAGAGAAAAGAAGAAAAAGGGCAGUCGCAGGAUUUCGGGCAAUUGCAAAGAGAUCCGAAAAGAAGUCUGGAUUUAAAAAAGAAAUAGGAACACGCAGGGCUCGCUGGAUUUUGCACAGAGCGGCCAUCUCAGCUGGAAGCAAUUCUUUGGAAUUGAUUUUUUGUUGUUUUUGUUUUUAAUUUUGCAUCCAUGGAGUUACUUUGUAUCUACUCCUAAAAGAAGGGCAUCAUCUUCGGAUCCUACAAGGGGGAUGGUUUGCCCCCUGCGCAAUGGUGCCGGAUUAGUCUUUGCAAAGGGAGAUUCCAUGAGCGGUUACGUUUUUGGAGCAUCUCUCCCCACACCUCUCUGGUAACCCGAGGGACAGUCUCAACUCUUGGAGGACGCUCUUUCCCAGGCAAGAUGGAAGAGAAACGGCGAAAGUACUCGAUCAGCAGUGAUAACUCAGACACCACUGACAGUCAGACAACAUCAGCUUCAAGAUGCUCCAAAAUUCCAAAUACAAAAUCCGGUUGGUCAAGACAGAAGGAGAAGAAACCCUCAGAGGUUUUUCGUACCGAUCUGAUAACAGCUAUGAAAAUCCCAGAUUCUUACCAACUGAGCCCAGAUGAGUACUACAUCCUUGCUGAUCCCUGGAGGCAAGAGUGGGAGAAAGGUGUUCAGGUGCCAGCAAAUACAGAAACAAUCCCUGAACCAGUGGUUAGGAUCGUUCCUGUUCUAGAACAUUCAUCACCACAAACCUCACCAAGCAACCUGUCCAGCUCUGACAGUUUAGAUGUCACCAGGACAUACUCCCAAAGAGCAAGUCGCUAUGACCUGGAUGAAAUCGAUGCUUGCUGGCUGGAACUCUUCAACAUGGAGCUUAAGGAAAUGGAAAAGCCAGAAAUGGAUGAAUUCACCUUGGAAAGAGUACUGGAGGAGCUGGAGACGCUGUGCUAUGAGAACAUGAACGUUGCCAUCGAGACAGAAGAAGGUCUCGGCAUAGAGUACGAUGAGGAUGUCGUGUGUGACGUGUGCCGCUCGCCGGAAGGAGAGGAUGGCAACGAGAUGGUUUUCUGUGACAAAUGCAACGUCUGUGUGCACCAGGCUUGCUAUGGAAUCCUGAAAGUUCCCAUCGGAAACUGGCUUUGCCGAACCUGUGCCCUUGGAGUCCAGCCAAAGUGUUUACUCUGCCCAAAGAGAGGGGGAGCUCUGAAACCCACCCGGAGUGGGACAAAAUGGGUCCACGUUAGCUGUGCCUUAUGGAUACCUGAAGUUAGCAUUGGAUGUCCUGAAAAAAUGGAACCCAUUACGAAGAUAUCACAUAUCCCAGCAAGCAGAUGGGCUUUGUCAUGCAGUCUUUGCAAGGAGUGCACUGGAACAUGUAUUCAGUGUUCCAUGCCUUCCUGCAUCACAGCCUUCCACGUAACAUGCGCCUUUGAACGCAAUCUGGACAUGCGGACGCUUUUAGCAGAGAACGAUGAGGUGAAGUUCAAGUCCUUCUGUCUUGAGCACAGCAGCGGUGCCACUAAGCCACCAGACGAAGCACGGACGGAUGCAGAUCAAGGCAAGCUGGAUAUGGAAAAAGUAACGCUGAGGAAACAGAAGCUCCAACAGUUGGAGGAAGACUUCUAUGAUCUUGUGAAGCCCUCUGAAGUGGCUGAGAACCUUGACUUGACUGAGGGGCUAGUUGAUUUUGUCUAUCAGUACUGGAAGUUAAAGAGGAAAGCCAAUUACAACAAGCCUCUAAUGAUGCCCAAAACGGAUGAGGUGGACAACUUGGCUCAGCAAGAGCAAGAUGUGCUGUACCGACGCUUGAAGCUCUUCACACACCUCAGGCAAGAUCUUGAAAGGGUUAGGAAUCUCUGUUACAUGGUGACAAGGCGAGAGAAAAUGAAGCACUCCAUUUGCAAACUCCAGGAACAGAUCUUCCACCUUCAGAUGAAACUUAUUGAGAAGGACCUUUACCCAGAGCAAACUGGAAAGAAAACAAAGGGAAGAAGAAGUGACCCAAAAAGAAAAGGAAGAGAUGAUAGGAAAAGCAGCCCAGAGAAGAAAGAAAAGAGGAAAUCGGGGAAUGAGUUGGUGCUGGGGCAGCUGGGUUUGUCCACUUCCUUUCCCAUUGAUGGGACCUUCUUCAACAGCUGGCUGGCUCAAUCUGUACAGAUCACCACUGAGAACAUGGCAAUGAGCGAGUGGUCCUUGAACAAUGACCACCAUGAAGACACCACCCCAGGCCUUUCUGAGGAACUUCUGCAAGACGAAGAGACCUUGCUGAGUUUCAUGAUGGAUCAUUCCCUGAAGUCCCCGUUGAAGCACAGUGACACCGCAAAGAAAGCUAGGAGCAAAGUGCGAACGCACACAAAGAAGAAAGUGGCAAGGAACGGCUUGAGUACCAUCUUUAAGAGACAAGAGGACUCACAUCACUGGACUAACGUGAGCUCUUUGCCAGAUAGCACCACCAAGUCCUCACCCCAUGAUUUAAGAAACAGCAAAGCAGAGAAAGGUGGGGACAAACUUCAGCCAGAGCGCAAGAUGAUGUGCGAAGUGAAAAAGUCGGCUAAGAAGGGCUCUUCACACCCCACAACUCUUCCAAAAGCAAAUGAUUCACAUGCCUCCCAGAGCCUGAUAAGUAACCUGAGCAAUGAGAAGGAGGAACCACUGAAAUAUACUCCAUCUUCUGAUCCCAAACCCCUGGUUAAAGUGCCUGAUUCAGUAGGUAGUCCGAAAACAGUAGUGAGGUUCAGAUUACCAAAAGAAGGCAGAGGGACUCAGAGAUCCCAGAGCGAGAAGCCUGCUGAGCUGGUUAAUGGACCUUCAGGAAGUGAGAGGUCGAAAGUUAUCUUACACCCUUUUGACAAUGAGACUGAUGGCUACUUCUCAGAUGCAGAAAUGAGUGACUCUGACACAGAAUCUGGUAGUGGCAGAGGGCACCAUAGCCAAUUAGAUUCAGGAAAUGAGGAUAAUUUCAGAAUGAGCAUUUUGGCAUCCUAAUACGCCAGAUAGACCAAUUGUGACAGCUCUGUGAGCCCUAAAUCCAGUUACAACUGCCAUGUCUAAUUUCCACCUGGUAUCAUAACAGAGGGUUUUGUUUUUUGUUUCGUUUUUAAUUUGUAUAUAUAGUUUAAGAAAAAAGAACUGUUGUUUUUCCUCUUCUC
Podarcis raffonei (Aeolian wall lizard) is the source of this 4031-nucleotide messenger RNA. It is a transcript of the gene JADE2, whose product is annotated as jade family PHD finger 2. NCBI's taxonomy places the organism in Eukaryota, Metazoa, Chordata, Lepidosauria, Squamata, Lacertidae. Gene Ontology annotation, cellular component: histone acetyltransferase complex. Bases 1297 to 3867 code for a protein of 856 amino acids. Gene Ontology annotation, biological process: regulation of transcription by RNA polymerase II. The record is from RefSeq and is a predicted model, not a curated record. The transcript has 12 exons.